Habropoda laboriosa is the source of this 2217-nucleotide messenger RNA. Its product is annotated as E3 ubiquitin-protein ligase RFWD2-like. Bases 1 to 2118 code for a protein of 705 amino acids. The record is from RefSeq and is a predicted model, not a curated record. Gene Ontology annotation, biological process: protein ubiquitination; proteasome-mediated ubiquitin-dependent protein catabolic process. The transcript has a single exon. Gene Ontology annotation, molecular function: ubiquitin protein ligase activity; protein binding. Lineage: Eukaryota; Metazoa; Arthropoda; Insecta; Hymenoptera; Apidae.
AUGUAUUUUAAAAUAAUUAAAUGUAUUUCAAGAAGUAUUAUUCAAUCAAGAAGAAAAAUGUCAGCUAUCAGUGAUAGUAACGUGGGAAAUGAUAGCACUGCUGGAAGCAGUGGGAGUGUAGGUGAAUGUAGUAGUAGAAUGAGUAAACAACAUCAUUCAGCAAAUGUUCUCCAUAGGAUUAGUGGUACACUUGAAGAUAAAAAUAAUGAUUAUCUUUGUCCUAUUUGUUUUGAGAUAAUUGAUGAAGCUCAUAUUACACGUUGUGGUCAUACUUUUUGUUAUCGUUGUAUAGUAAAAUCAUUGGAAGCCAAUGGACGUUGUCCAAAAUGUAGCUAUACAUUAACUCAACAAGAUAUUUUUCCAAACUUUUUGUUACAUGAAUUAAUAUCAAAAUAUAAAACUAGAAUUAAGGGUUUAGCUGAAUUAGGGUCUUCAUAUGCUGCUGAUGGUAGACACAGAGCAGUGGGUACAGAUUUAUCUGUACCACCAUAUGAUGGAUUAAGAGAUAUUGUAGCUGCAGAAAGUGCUAAUCUAACUUUACCAGAUGUAAAUGUAAUGUUAGAAGUGCUAACACAGAGAAAACAUUUACUGGAAGCAGAAACAUGUGCAGCACAGAACAAACUGCUGCAUGAAUUUUUAAAACAUUUACUACAACAGAAGGAAGAACAAAAGAAUCAACUACAAAAAGAAAUAGCUUUGAUUAAAAGAGACAUGGAAGAAGUUGAGAAUAUUUUAAGGGAUGUUCAAAAUAAAUGUCCUAAAGUAGAAGAUUUGAAGAAAUCAAGUGAAAAUGACACUGUACAAAUGUCAGCUAUUAGAAAAGAAAUGAUUGGUCUUAUAGACAUAAUAGAUUCAAACAUGGUAAAGCCAAAUGAAAAAGCAAGUGCUGUUGGAAGUGAUACAUUUGUUAAUCCUACAGGGAGUAAAAAGCAAAAUGAUUAUGCUGUUGGAUCUACUCUAGCUGUACGUAGGAAGAGGAUGCAUGCUCAUUUUGAUGAUUUUGUUCAAUGUUACUUUGAUUCUCGUGCUAAAGAACUACUUCUUGGACAUAAGUCUCAAAGUCAGAGUGACUCAUGGCAAGGCACAAGUUCUGGACUUGAUGUGUUUAGAGAAAAUCUUGUCAAAUUUUCAAGAUAUAAAUCAUUACGUCCAUUAGCAACUUUGAACUACUCAUCAGAUAUUUUUAAUAAUUCUACCAUUGUUUCGAGCAUUGAAUUUGAUAAGGAUAAUGAGUUCUUUGCAAUAGCUGGAGUUACAAAACGUAUAAAAGUAUUUGAUUAUAGUGCUGUAAUAAGAGACACUGUAGAUAUACACUACCCAUGUGUAGAAAUGGUUUCUAGCUCCAAAAUAUCAUGUGUUUCAUGGAAUUCCUUUCACAAAGGAAUGCUAGCAUCAUCUGAUUAUGAAGGAACUGUAACUGUAUGGGAUGCUGCAACAGGUCAAAGAACCAAAGCAUUUCAAGAACAUGAAAAGAGAUGUUGGUCUGUUGACUUCAAUGAUGUAGAUACUAAGCUUAUAGCAUCAGGGUCAGAUGAUGCUAGAGUUAAGUUAUGGUCUUUGAAUAACGAUCAUUCCGUUGCUUCUUUAGAAGCAAAAGCUAAUGUAUGUUGUGUAAAAUUUAAUCCACGUAGCUCGUGUCACUUGGCAUUUGGAUCUGCAGAUCACUGUGUCCAUUAUUAUGAUUUACGUAAUAUGAAGGAAGCACUGUGCAUUUUUAAAGGUCACCGCAAGGCUGUUUCAUAUGUUAAAUUCAUUAAUAAGGAAGAAAUAGUGUCUGCAAGCACUGAUUCACAAUUAAAAAUGUGGAAUAUUAAUAAUCUACAUUGCUUGCGUUCAUUUGUUGGACAUGUUAAUGAGAAGAAUUUUGUAGGUCUUGCUACUGAUGGUGAUUAUGUAGCUUGUGGAUCAGAAAAUAAUGCACUUUAUAUAUACUACAAAGGUCUUACAAAGCAAUUAUUCUCUUACAAAUUUGAUGCUGUUCGAAGUAUAUUAGAGAUACCAGAACGAAGAGAAGAGGAUCUGAAUGAAUUUGUGUCUGCAGUUUGUUGGAAACAAAUGUCCAAUGUUGUGGUAGCAGCAAACUCUCAAGGAACUAUUAAAAUAUUAGAACUUGUUUAAAGAUAUUAACAACUUUAACAGCACUUAACAGACAUUGACAUAUUUAAAUAUGAUAUAUAUUUUGAAACUUAUUCAAUUAAGUGUUCAGACAUGAAUAAC